Messenger RNA from Seriola aureovittata, 6345 nucleotides. RefSeq names its product collagen, type IV, alpha 2 (gene col4a2). Gene Ontology annotation, molecular function: extracellular matrix structural constituent. Gene Ontology annotation, cellular component: basement membrane; collagen trimer. Lineage: Eukaryota; Metazoa; Chordata; Actinopteri; Carangiformes; Carangidae. The transcript has 48 exons. The record is from RefSeq and is a predicted model, not a curated record. The coding region runs from base 237 to 5270 and encodes 1677 amino acids.
CGGGACUACUCGGCACACUUUGCCGUUUUUGAGACAAUAUUUGAGGGGUUUUUGGUGCCACAGAUACCGGUCACCUGAAACGUUUUCGGUCCGGGAGCCAGCGCAUCUCUUCCCCCCAGUUUCCUUCAUCUGACCGUCGGCGCGCGAGCUUGGGGUGACUGACUGUCGGGCAGUCAUGCUGUAGAACUUGUCUCUACAAGCGACACAGCAGCGUGGGACUUAAGUUUGCGGUGCGCAUGAGUGGGACCAUGCAAGGGCGACACAGCAGAGGACUGAAGAAUCUGAGGCUGCUGCUCCUGUGCCUCACCGUUGCCAUCCUCGCCUCAGGAGUGCACGCAGGUGGGAAGAAGCACAGUGGCCCCUGUGGAGGGAGAGACUGCAGCGGAGACUGUAAAUGUUUCCCAGAAAAGGGUGCCAGGGGUCACCCUGGGCCAGUUGGUCCUCAGGGUCAACAGGGGCCUCCAGGAAGACAAGGUGAUCCAGGCAUCCAAGGACAGAAGGGGCAAAAAGGUGACCUCGGCCGUGGUGGCAUCAUAGGUCCUAAAGGAAAUGUGGGAAUGACAGGCGUUCCUGGGUUUUCUGGCAACGAUGGAAUACCCGGCCACCCAGGACAGGCUGGGCCCAGGGGGAAGCCAGGUGCAGACGGAUGUAAUGGGACGCACGGAGACGCAGGGUUCCCAGGACAAACUGGUUAUAAUGGCUCACCUGGUUUUCCUGGACAACCAGGCAGGAAGGGAGAGAAGGGAGACUCCCUGGAGCUGAGUGUGUACAUGGAGCGUUUCAGGGGAGAUCCAGGCACGCCAGGGAUCCAUGGAAUAUUUGGGCCGCCAGGAAAUCCAGGACGGCCGGGUAACCAAGGCUUCCCAGGACCAAAGGGUCCCCCAGGGCCUCCAGGUCCCAGAGGACCGAAGGGCACUAUGACCAAAGUGAUUAAGGGAACCAAAGGAGACCAAGGGGACAUAGGACCACCAGGGCACCCAGGAAACUCUACUCAUCCACUUACUCUGUCCCCCUACGGACCCCCGGGACAUCCUGGUGAACGAGGUCUGAAGGGAGAAAUGGGAGAUUCGGCGUACAACAGAGGAGAAACUGGUGUAAUGGGAUUCCCUGGAUCAAGGGGUCCACCUGGUGCUGAUGGGAUUCCUGGACCAAGGGGGGAUCCUGGUGAAGCGGGACCAAACGGCAGAGAUGGACAUAAAGGAGUCAGGGGUGACCCAGGAGAUCUGAUUUCAUCUGGAAGCCAUUGGCCUUCGUCCUCAGAUGCUGGUCCUCCUGGUCCCCCUGGUGAACAGGGUCAACAAGGAGAGAGGGGCCCAGUAGGAGAUCAAGGCCCCCCUGGACCCCCGGGAUAUCCUGCCUCUUAUACACAGCAACAAGUGUAUGAAUUCUUCGGGCCAUUUGGUAUAAAAGGCGAGCAAGGAGAGAAGGGCCAACAAGGGGAAGCAGGGAUGCCUGCUGUCAGUGCAGGACCCCCAGGCAUCCAUGGACGCCCAGGGGCCAGGGGCCCUCAAGGACCUAAAGGAACAUGGGCUGAGUUCUUCAAGGGGGCUCCAGGCGGGGGAGGAAGGCCUGGAAAUGCAGGCUCUAAAGGAGUGAAAGGUGAUCAUGGAGACUGUGAGUGCAGCACUGUAACCUCUCCAGUGGGACUACCUGGCCCUGCCGGGGAUCGUGGUGAUAUAGGGAUGACUGGAGAGUUUGGUCAGCAGGGUGAUGUAGGAGACCCAGGUCCCCAAGGAGAUGACGGGUUCCCUGGCUUUCCUGGACUCGAUGGAGUACCAGGCCCAAAAGGCCGAAAAGGGGACGCAAGUGUGGCCACACAGAAAGGAUAUGCUGGAGACCCAGGGGUCUCUGGACAAGAUGGUGAGUCAGGAGCGCCAGGUGCUCAAGGCUUCAACGGUUCUCCUGGUUUCCCUGGGAGCCGAGGUCCUCCAGGAGAAGGUCCGGUGGGAGAUCGUGGAGACAAAGGUUUCCCAGGUUUUCCUGGUCGACCCGGUGUAGCUGGGCUGAGGGGAGAACCAGGUGCAGUCCUUGGGGCCCUCAAAGGUCAGCGUGGUUUACCUGGCGAUGAUGGUCAGGCAGGCUAUCAUGGAGUUCCAGGAACACCUGGCAGGCCAGGCGACUGUAGUCCAACAGGAGAUGGAGGACAGGUGGAUGUAACAGGUCCUUGCAGUGCAAUUCCAGGACCUCCUGGAUUACCUGGACUUCCAGGACCCAGUGGAUUACCAGGUUUCCCAGGUCUUCUAGGGCAAAAGGGGCAACAGGGUCCUUUUGGAGUAGAAGGAGAGAAAGGAGAAACAGGAGAUCAAGGAAUAGGUGGCCGUCCUGGACCACCAGGUUUUGCUGGCCCCCGUGGAGACUUGGGAUUUCCUGGCAGCAAAGGUUCAGUUGGAGUCCCUGGUUUGCCCGGUGUGCCCGGCAGGCACGGGGCACAAGGUGGAAAGGGUGUUCACGGAGAAGUCUUGGGAGCAUCACCAGGAGCCCGUGGUGACCCAGGGCUGCCUGGGCUUCAAGGGAAUAAAGGCCUGUCUGGGGGCCAAGGAGUACCAGGCCAUCCAGGAACGAUUGGCAUGCCUGGCAUGAUUGGCUUCAAAGGUGACAGUGGCCCUGCAGGCCUGCAGGGGGAGGAAGGCAGGCCUGGGCCAGCGGGCAAAUAUGGCUACCCUGGUGACCCUGGACGAGCAGGUCCACCCGGGCCUCAUGGUACCAUUGGACAGCCAGGUAUCACUGGAGAGAGGGGAACUGAAGGAGACUCGGGCCCUCCAGGUCCAAUCGGAUUAAAAGGGAUCCCUGGGGAGUACGGUAAUAAUGGUGUCAUUGGAGAGUAUGGCUCACCAGGUAACCCAGGACCGAUAGGAGCAGAUGGAUGCCCAGGAGUCCCAGGAAUGAAAGGAUACAAAGGAUCUCCCGGCAUGUCGGGUUUUGAGGGGACCAGGGGUGAUCUAGGGGUGAAAGGCCUAAGUGGGCUGAGAGGAGAACCUGGAGUGCCAGGCGAAUUUGGCCAAAAAGGAGGGACAGGCAAAAGUGGAGAGAAAGGUGAUCGUGGUCUGAGGGGGGCACCUGGGGAUAAGCCUAAAAUCCCUGCCCAGAUGAUUGUUGACAUGAAGGGUGCCAAAGGAGAGCGAGGAUUUAUAGGAGAACAAGGUUUCACCGGGCCGAGAGGUUUUAAGGGGUUCCCCGGUGUACCCGGUAGUGAGGGAGUUCAUGGUUUUCCUGGAGAUCCCAGCAAUGAGAAAGGAUACCAAGGAGAUCCGGGUGCACAGGGGUUGCCAGGGAUAAAAGGAAUGCCUGGCCUAACUGGAAAUCGGGGAAUUACUGGUUUUCAAGGAAUGUCUGGCAACAAGGGAAUCAAAGGAAGCCCUGGUGCGUAUGGUGCAUCAGGAGACCCAGGAAGAAAGGGAGGCAAAGGUGAUAAAGGCCCUCGUAUAGACCUUCCAGGGUCUACGGGAUUGAGAGGAGAGGAGGGGUUUCAAGGAGUGCCAGGCCAGACAGGAUUAAUUGGACAGACUGGGGACAGGGGUACCAUUGGUUUUGAUGGUAUUGGAGGGAAAAAGGGAGAUUCUGGUGAUCCAGGAAUAUAUGGAUUCCAAGGCUCCGAUGGGCAGAACGGAACUCCUGGUAAUCAAGGUCAAAAAGGCUUUCCUGGAACACCUGGAAAUCAAGGACAUCCAGGCUUCCCUGGCUUCCCAGGAAACAAAGGUUUCCCUGGCCUGAAGGGUCUUUAUGGAUUACAUGGACUGAAAGGACAAAAGGGUGUCCCAGGAACACCAGGUCUGGAUAUCAUUGGACCAGCUGGGGAGCCUGGAGCCAAAGGAGAGAGGGGAGAGAGUGGUGACCCCAACAACCAGUCAGGUGUUCCAGGCACAGCGGGUUUGAAAGGCUUCCAAGGACCUCUAGGUGACCAUGGUCAACCUGGGCCUCCAGGAUUCCGUGGCCCCAUAGGACCAGAUGGGACCCCAGACAGACAAGGACCCAGUGGGGACCAUGGCUUUAUAGGAGUUAAAGGGUACCAAGGUUUCCCUGGACCCAGAGGAUUUCCUGGCGUGGAUGCUCCCCCAGGAGAAAAGGGCAUAUCCGGAUUUAACGGGUUUCCUGGAGUUCCUGGAAGGAAAGGAUUCAAAGGAGAUCAAGGUUCAUUUGGACAGAAAGGGCCUAAUGGUGUUUCUGGAAAGAAAGGGAUAAAAGGAGAGCAAGGAUUGAUGGGAGUUCCUGGUAUGAUUGGUGUGAAAGGAGAAAGAGGACCAGUUGGUCCAAAAGGAAACACUGGGCCCCCAGGUUUUCAAGGGUUUCCAGGCAACCAGGGUCCUCCUCCACUUCCAGUCCGAAUUCCAGGAGAGAGGGGCCCUCCAGGUCCACAGGGUAUCCGAGGACCGAAGGGGGUGACCGGGGAACCAGGGCCACAGGGUCCCCCAGGAGAUGGAGGUUUCAUAGGACCCAGGGGACAGAAGGGCAUGCCUGGGAUUGGUGGUACACCAGGAACAGCUGGAUUCCGUGGAAAGGUCGGACACAUGGGCCACCCCGGUCUGCAAGGCAUGGAAGGUCACCGUGGCAACCCUGGGAUCCCUGGGUUACCUGGUAUGCCUGGGCGCAGUGUCAGUGUGGGCUACUUGCUGGUGAAACACAGUCAAUCAGAUCAGACGCCAAUGUGUCCUGUGGGUAUGAAUAAGCUGUGGAACGGCUACAGUCUGCUGUACCUCGAGGGCCAGGAAAAGGCCCACAACCAGGAUCUUGGUUUGGCUGGCUCUUGCCUCCCACGGUUCAGCACCAUGCCCUUCCUGUACUGCAAUCCUGGAGACAUUUGUUACUAUGCCAGCAGAAACGAUAAGUCCUACUGGUUGUCAACAACUGCUCCUCUUCCCAUGAUGCCUGUAGAAGAGGGAGAGAUCAAACCGUACAUCAGCCGCUGCUCAGUAUGCGAAGCUCCAUCAGUUGCCAUCGCAGUCCACAGCCAGGACAUCACCAUCCCACAGUGUCCUGUGGGGUGGCGCAGCCUGUGGAUCGGUUACUCAUUCCUCAUGCAUACAGCAGCAGGAAAUGAAGGCGGAGGUCAGUCCUUGUCAUCCCCUGGCUCCUGCCUGGAGGACUUCCGCACAACACCAUUCAUCGAGUGCAAUGGGGCCAAAGGCACAUGCCACUACUUUGCUAACAAGCACAGCUUCUGGCUAACCUCCAUAGAUCAGUCGUUCCACACUGACCCGGCAUCAGAGACGCUCAAAGCAGGCCAGCUCCUGUCCCGCAUCAGCCGCUGCCAGGUCUGCAUGAAGAACUUGUGAAAGACUGACGCUGACAGAAAGAAGUUGAUCCAUUGACAGUGGUGUAGUGUCGUCUCUCUAUCCAUGUGCUAAACCAACCUAAGGGGGAUCUGAAAUACUGACUUAGAUCAGCGUAAAUGGGAAACUUUGUCCCCAAAUCGCAGAGCUCAGACAUGCAAUGACUGUGUGGUCCCUUGAGCUUUGAAUGAAAUGUCCCACUGUAGAUAAAACAGGAGAAGCCCCAUAAUGAAGUCAACAGCAUUAUGGGAAAAGUAUUUUAUGAUAAAUGUGGAUUGGUGCUUACUGUUUAACUUAUUACCUCAGCUAAUAUGACACAGAUCAGAGACCGUAUACUACAGCUGAACCAAAGAUGCCUGUGUGUAUGCACUGCUUCAGUUAUUUAGAUGUUUUUUUAUUUUUUAUUUUUUAUUGUUUAGGGUGUAUAGCCCACCAUAAAGCCACUAACACUACUUCUCCGCCCACUGAAGAAUGUGUCAUUAGAGGUCUUGGAUUGUUUGUUGAUACUAUUGACAGUAUUAUCCUGCUUUUAUUCCAUUGCUCUUACAAAACCUAUUUUUAUAAUAUGACAGCCCUUCCAAGCUGUUAACUUGUUUUAUGCAUUAAUCAACUACUGCAAAAAUAGUCUGUAACUCUUUAUUUUUCAUAUACCAUAUGUCCACACAAUGCACUGAUUCUCUUUGUAUUUAUACCAGCUGAAUGAACUUGACCCCCUUCCCUAAGAGUUUUACAUGUAUCUUAUCUAACACUACUCAUGCCAAACUCAUUUUGCUUCACAAAUCUACUAAUUAUUGAACUGCCCCAAGCUGCCAACAGGACAGAAUGUAAACAGCCCUGAUCAAAGGUCUGACUGUAGCAAAUCCUUGCUCUGGUCACUGAUCCUGGGAUAGAUUAGGAUAUUUUACACAAUUUAGAAAGUAGGUCAAAUGUUCCACUUAAUCUAGGCUCACUUGUUUAGAAAUAAACAGUUUGAUUAGAACAAAAAAAUACUGACAUUUGUUUUGCUUGUAAUGUAAUUAUUCAUUUUCAUAACAUGAUAAUUCUAUUAGACUGUAAAGAUUAAAUGGUGUUUGUUAUA